Molecule: messenger RNA, 2385 nt
Organism: Limulus polyphemus (Atlantic horseshoe crab)
Lineage: Eukaryota; Metazoa; Arthropoda; Merostomata; Xiphosura; Limulidae
Product: lysophospholipid acyltransferase 2-like
Exons: 13
Coding region: 284-1801 (505 amino acids)
Biological process (GO): lipid modification
Cellular component (GO): membrane
Molecular function (GO): acyltransferase activity
Source: RefSeq, a predicted model, not a curated record
GGUAUGCUGAGUUCUACUUAAAUUAAAACUCUGAGGAGCCUUUGUAUUACUUCUAGCCUUUGCCUCAUAAUCUCAAAUAAUAUAAACAAAUAUCAGUUAUAUCCUGUUUUGUUUUUGAUUUUUACGAUUUUAACUUUGAAAAAUUCGUGUGUAUGUGUGUGUAUACGCAUAUGUGACGUCAUCAACAAUGGUUACCUUCACCCAACUGUAUGUAUUCUAGGCGCACAUCAUAAGCAAUCGUGGAAAUUAUAAGACAAAUUUAUAUAUAUAAACAGAAAAAGCCAUGGCGAAUGGAAGAGAUUUCUACGCGGGUUCUCGAGCUUUCGAAUGGUUAGCUAUGCUUGUAGGGCUUCCGAUUGAUCAGUUUAACUUCCUCAUUUGCCAGUUUAUAGCCUUGAUGCUUGCUAUUGUUUACAAGAAGGUGCUUCCACCUAAUAAAGUGACACCUCAAGUUCGGCAUACAGUUGCUUUACUGAUUGGAAUUGUACUUGGGUAUUUUUGUUUUGGACACCAAAUUAGCCAUUUGUGUCUAUUGGGUACUAUAUCAUACAUUAUUAUGAACAGUAUAAAUCCACAGAUUAUGCACAGAGGAGUAUUGUUUGUUGCAUUACUCUACCUGUCCUCUCUUCACCUGCUACGUUUGACUUAUGACUAUGGUGGAUGGACACUAGAUAUUACAGGGCCAGCCAUGAUUGCAACCCAGAAAGUGAGUAGUGUGGCAUUUAGUCUUCAUGAUGGAUUAGCAAGAUCAGAAGAAAACCUGAGUUUGGACCAGAAACGAUAUGUUAUUAGACAGAGUCCAUCAGUGCUGGAGUUUUUCAGUUAUAUAUUCCACUUUCAAGGCCUUAUGUGCGGACCUCUGAUGUUUUACAAUGAUUACAUUACAUUUAUAGAAGGAAAGUCGUACAACAGAGUUAAGCAUCCUCAGGGACAAGCACUCGAUGAAACAACUAAAUAUCUGAUCUUCCAGGGUCCUCCAUUGGAACAAGUAAUACAGAAAAUAACUGUUAGCAUAUUCUUUGCUCUCUUCCUGGUGAUCAUUGUGCCACAUUUUCCUAUUACAUACUUAACAGAAGAGAAGUUUUUAAAUGAAACACCAUGGCUUUCACAAAUGUUCUACAUCAUAGUUGCAACAUCGGUUGUAAGAAGCAAGUAUUAUCAUGCUUGGCUUUUAGGAGAAGCAGUUUGUAACGCUGCAGGCCAGGGAUUCAAUGGAUUUACUAGUGGUGGUCAACCAAGAUGGGAUCUGAUGUCUAAUGUAGACAUUGUGAGAUUUGAGAUGUCGGUGAACUUCAGAGAAUCGUUAGAAACGUGGAACAAAACAACACAGGUCUGGUUAAAAUCAAUUGCUUAUGACAGGGCAGCAAGUCACAAAACAUUGCUAACAUAUAUUCUGUCAGCCAUCUGGCAUGGUUUCUACCCUGGCUACUACUUCACUUUCCUUGGUGGAGCUUUGCUCACUGUGGCAGCUCGUUCUGUGCGACGAAGUGUACGUCCUUACUUUCAGACCAGCAAGCCUAUUUCAGUGUUCUAUGAUAUUCUUUCUUGUCUGGCUACACGAGUGGCCUUAGCGUACAUAGUUUUUCCAUUUAUUCUGCUAGAAUCAAUGGCCUCUCUCAAAGUUUAUUGGAAUUUCUAUUUCUUGGGUCACAUUAUUGCACUCUUGGCUAUAUUUGUGCUACCCAUAGUUUUACCACCACAAACAAAAUCGGGUAAAAGUUCAUCAGCAGAAAAUGACCAGCGCAUCUCAUCAGCUUCAGAUACUAGUUGUUUCAGUCAGGCAACUGCAUCUUUCAGUUGAUUAAAAUGUACAGGUUUCAUGUUUGUGUUGUUUACAUUCAUGUAUGUGCAAAUAUGUAGGAUACAUUUUAAAAGUAUCUGUACAAACUGUAGGACAGCAGUUGGAAAGUAGUGCCAUCUGUUUGUUGAGCUGUGAAACUAAGAUUUUGUUAAUAUCUGGUGUAACAUUUAAGACAUUAUUUGGUAUUGCUGUGGUAUAAAUUAUGUAAUUACUUUUAGUUUUACAAUUGCUUUGAUAACCAAUCAAGUAAGUAAUGUUAUCAAUUUUUCUUAUUGAGCCUAUUUGAACAAUUAAUUUAUAUAUAUAUUUACACUGAAAGGAAAUGUGCAAGCUAGUGAGGAGCUUAUUAAUAAUUUAAAAACGUAUUAUAUAUACAUAUAUAUUUUUUAUACAGAUAACUUAAAUAAAUCAUAUCUUGUUCCCAAGUUUAUUUUAUUUCAGGUAUGAGCAGAAACACAGAGUUUAUCCUGAGGUUUUGUGUUCAUUUCAUGUAGAUUAUUUUCAGUCAACAAAAUUGUUGUUUUUACUAAUUUUAGACAGUAAUUCAGUAUUAACUGUAAAAUAAAUUUAUCAUCUUAUUUUUA